Molecule: messenger RNA, 1683 nt
Organism: Parasteatoda tepidariorum (common house spider)
Lineage: Eukaryota; Metazoa; Arthropoda; Arachnida; Araneae; Theridiidae
Source: RefSeq, a predicted model, not a curated record
GUCACAUGCGAUAUUUGUUGUCUUUCUAGUUGAUGACCUCGAUUGUGCUUUAACAUUGCUACAUAAAAGAGAGUAGAGAUAACCAUGCGGGAUUCAGGCACGAUGAUAACAGAAAUAACAGGAAGCUUCGGUCGUUGGCAAAAACUCAUCUUCGGAUCUGUGUUUUACAUCAGCGUGAUCGGCGUGUGGCAGAAUCUUUCCAUCACAUUCUUGGCACCGAAUGUUCCCUUCCGGUGUGUCAAUUCAACAGAAGAAUGUGUGACAGCAAAUGAUACUAUGCCAUGUUCAGAGUGGAUAUACGACAACUCUGAAACUAUUGUCAGCCAAUGGGAUUUAGUGUGCGAUAGAGAAUGGCUGAUAUCUCUCGCCAAAUCUAUUUACAUGGUUGGAUUUCUAAUUUCAGUCAUUACCUUUGGACAGAUUUCUGAUUGGAGUAAUUUGAAAAAAAUCUUUAUUGCAGUGAUGGAGGUCAUCGGAGAAAGGGACCGGGAGAUCGUUGGAAUAGGAGUGCAGCUAGGCUGGUCAGUUGGCUUUGCUUCACUAGCCGGAGUGGCCUAUCUCUUCAGGCACUGGUUCUGGUUCCAAUUAGCAAUGGCAAUUCCAAUAUUACCAAUCGCUUUGGCCUUCUUCGUUCUUCCGGAAUCUCCGAGGUGGUUGUUGAUGCAGGGAAAAGUGGAAAAACUGGAUCGCAUUCUGAGGAGGGCGGCUAAAAUGAAUAGAAAAGAAUACAAACUGAAAAUCACGGAUUUCGAUCACUUUCAGAGUCAUUCACUGGAGAAGCAGAAAUCUCUUUUGGAUUUAUUCAAAACACCCAGGCUUAGAAGUAGAAUCUUAUGCAUGUUCUAUUUAUGGAUGGUGAACUCAUUUAUGUACUAUGCCAUGUCUUACAACACAAAUGAUUUAGCUGGUGAUCCAUACAUUAAUUUCACAUUAGCGGGUGUCCUAGAGUUUCCUUCCUACGCUCUCUUAUUCUGGGGAGUGAAGAAACUAGGACGACGUCCUACAUUUGUUGGAUUUAUGAUAGGGGGAGGCAUCGCCUGUAUUUUAAUGGCUAUAGAAAUCCCAAGCAUGCCUUGGGUAAGAACAAGCCUGGCAAUGGCUGGUAAAUUUUGUGUCACUUCUUCCUUUGGCCUUCUUUACCUUUACACCACCGAAAUCUUUCCGACGGUGGUUAGAAAUGUGGCCAUAGGUUCAAGUUCCAUGAUGGCUAGAAUAGGAUCCAUAAUGGCUCCCUUCGUUAAAGAACUGGGUAGGGCGACGUAUCCUUGGGUACCGGACGUGGUCCAUGGUCUUUUAGCCAUUAGUGGGGGUCUUUUGGUUUUUCUCUUGCCCGAAACAAAAGGAAAAAGUAUUCCGGACACACUUCAGGAAGGAGAACAAUAUGAAUUGCAAGUUGGUGUAAAUCAAGUGCCAGAAGUUAAACAUUAGACAGAGAUUCUUCUAAGAAAGGAAGAAGAGGUGGAUUACAUUUAACACAAAAAUGACUUUACCUUACUAUUGUGCAAAAAUGAGCAUGCACUUCAGCAAAUAUGUACAGAAUUGGUAUUUCCGUACCAAGGAAAUGACACCAACUAAAAUGACGUGCCUUCGAUAACAAUUUUGAAGUCAAUGGAGAUAACCUCUAAGAACAACCAAGGUCCAUCAAAGACUAUUUUACUGAGGAACAGAGAGUAGGUCGCUUCU